AAAGAAUCUCGUCCGGUUGUUUAGGCUGUGCCUACUGCUAAAUGUAAAUAUACAUGUCAGAAGGUCUGAUAAACACAAUAUUUGAAAUGUCAGUGAUCAGCUUUGCCAGAUCAUCAUUUCGAUAAGCCUUCAACCUUUUUAAAUGCCGAUGUGGUUGUUUCCCCCCACAAGAUUACCCUCAGAUGAUCGCAGCGAGCGUCCCGAACUACUAUCGGGGUAUACGUGGCGUUUGACAUCAGUGUCGUUCAACAACUAAGCCGCCGCUCUGAUCUUUCUAAAAUUACACAAUGUGUGGCACCGACUCAAAACUUGGGGGAAUGAAAGCUCUCAUUCUUGUUGGUGGGUAUGGAACUAGGCUCCGUCCUCUCACCCUCAGCAGACCAAAACCUCUGGUAGAGUUUGCCAACAAGCCCAUGCUUCUACAUCAGAUGGAAGCUUUGGUAGAAGUUGGUGUUCACGAAGUUGUGUUGGCUGUUUCUUACCGAGCAGAGCAGAUGGAACAAGAGUUGAAAGAAGAAGCUGACAAACUGGGAUGCAAGCUAGUUUUCUCUCAUGAAACUGAACCUUUGGGCACUGCUGGUCCUUUAGCUUUAGCUAAAGAAACUUUGAGUGCCACCGACGAACCCUUUUUUGUAUUGAACUCUGAUAUCAUCUGUGAGUUUCCUUUCAAAGACCUUGUUGCAUUCCAUCGAAAUCAUGGUAAAGAAGGUACGAUUGUUGUAACCAAAGUAGAAGAGCCAUCCAAGUAUGGCGUAGUGGUUUAUGGAGAACAGGGGAAAAUUCAAAGCUUUAUUGAAAAGCCUCAGGAGUUUGUGUCCAACAAAAUUAAUGCGGGGAUGUACAUUUUCAAUCCUUCCGUACUUAAAAGAAUCAAACUACAACCCACAAGUAUCGAGAAGGAGGUAUUUCCCUACAUGGCUGAUGAAGGCCAGCUAUACGCUAUGGAAUUACAAGGUUUCUGGAUGGAUGUUGGACAACCUCGAGACUUUUUAAGAGGAAUGUGUAUGUAUCUUACUGCUUUACGUCAGAAAAAUGCCCCUGUGUUACACAAUGGUCCAACCACUGUUGGGAAUGUUCUUGUUCACCCCACUGCUAAAAUUGGUCAGGGUUGUCGUAUUGGACCAAACGUCACCAUUGGCCCAGGUGUGGUCAUUGAAGAUGGAGUGUGCAUCAAACGCAGCACCAUUUUAAGAGAUGCAACUAUUAGGUCUCAUUCCUGGUUAGAAGGAUGUAUUGUUGGAUGGAGAAGUGUUGUGGGUCAAUGGGUUAGAAUGGAAAAUACCACUGUUUUAGGUGAGGAUGUAAUAGUCAAGGAUGAAGUUUACAUAAAUGGAGGGCAAGUAUUACCUCACAAGUCAAUUGCAAGCUCCGUACCUGAGCCACAGAUUAUUAUGUAAGCACAUUGCACAUAAUUAUUUUUAAUUGGUGGAGCUUCAGAUUUUACUGUUUACUGGUCUCUGUUAUUGUUAAUAUUCCUGAGCUUGUGUCUCAAUAUGGCACCUUUUGAGACAUUCUGCUUAAAGUCAGCGAUAGAAGUUAAAUCAGACUGAAGAAACUGCUUCUUUACCCAUAUCAAAAAUCAAACGUAAAAAUAUGAAAUUUGUUUUUUUUAUUUAAAAUCCAACAGAUAUAUUCAUAGUUUAGUUUUGAGAGAGGUUAACAGUUUUCAUAUUCUAUUCUUUGCAAAUUGUCAUUUUCUACAAACGUACAAGUACACUGACUACUCCUAUCUUUUGUUUUCUUUUUUCUUGGGAGCAAGUAAAAGAGGCUUUAAUCUAAACCAAAGUUUUAAAUUAAGAAUCAAUUUCCUGUAAGAUGGUUUGAAGAAUCACAGGCUUUUCGUGACUACCACUAUUACAUCACUUAUUAGUGAUUUUCUUUUUUGUGCCAUUUGCAUUGUUUAAAAGUUGAACUUUACAUACUUUUUGCAACUUGCUCAGAAUUCUGAUGUGUUGGGCCAAGCAUUGAAAAGGGUUUUGUCAUUUCUGAAGUUUAUCUUACUGUGUGGGAGAACUUCCAGUUUCCAAUGGCGGUUGACAAUGGCACACAUCGCUCAAAGUUUGCGACUGAUAAUUUGUAUAUCUUUCCUUUGUUUUGAUAACCAAUCCUUGCUACCUUUUUUUCCCCCACUCUUUUAAAUCUGGAAUCAUCUGGAGUCCACUUUUGGAACAAGUAGCAUAUUGACUUCCAAUGGUGGGUUAUUUGUUUGUUAGACUAGUGUACAUACAAAUUGUAUAUUAUUUCAAUAUAUAUUUUUCCUUGCUCUUUUCAUGGUUGUCGAACAAGAUUUUAUCUAAAACAAAUCUUAUACCAGUAUGUUUUACCCUAUUAAUUUGUUCUUAUCAAUGGAAUGGCCCAGUAAUAGUUUGUGUUGAGGUAGAUAGGAUUACGUCAUGUUUCCUUUUACACAUUUUUGUGAAAUUAAAUACCUUUUUCUAGUUUUAGCAGUAAACCAAACAAUUUUGACCAAUUGCUAACAACUUUUCGCUCAUCCAAUUUUUGGAUGAAAUUUUCUGCCGUGAUUCUUUGUUAGAACAAUUCUAAGGUACUGUAUUCAUUUUAUUUUUAGAUUCCUUUCCCUGAAUUUUGUAGUGUCUAUAUUUUUAUGUUUUCUUGGUGAGUAUUUCUUUGAAAGAUUUUCACAUACCUUGAUGGGGGCUUUCAUAAUUUUGUAUAAUAUGAAUUAAAAACAGGAACCAUUCCUUGUGGAUGUGCCUCUUUGGUCCUUUUGAAGUAGUACAGAUUAAAUGGUGGAUUUAGUCUCCGUGAGGCAAGUCGCCUUACGAGACCAAAUCGACCAAAGAUCUCCUUUUCCAUUUCAAGAAAUUUUCCCAAAUCAGUUACUAUACCAAGAAAAUUGUUUUUGAAAAUUUUCAUGAUGCUAAGCUGUAGCCAUAAUUUCUGUCCAACAUGUUUUUUUUAGCAUUAAGCAAGUUUAUCGAUUCUAAGCACAACAUUCUUUGCUUACCUUUGUUCUAGCGUAAGCUAUCUGUUUGUAUGCGUAUGUUAUGUAAUGGCAACUGAGCAAAUGUUACAGUUUUCUGAGUGUCUGUUUUUCACUUUACUACUGUAAUUAUCAGCAUUUUUCUCACAGACUGGUAUUUUUGAUGUUCUGUUUCUAUUUGUAAAUAUUUUACUGCAUAUUUGUAAAAAAAAAAAAAAAGGAAAAGAAAGAAAGAAAAAGAGCAAUUAGAGGGUAU
Molecule: messenger RNA, 3200 nt
Organism: Frankliniella occidentalis (western flower thrips)
Lineage: Eukaryota; Metazoa; Arthropoda; Insecta; Thysanoptera; Thripidae
Gene: Gmppb
Product: mannose-1-phosphate guanyltransferase beta
Exons: 4
Coding region: 288-1397 (369 amino acids)
Biological process (GO): GDP-mannose biosynthetic process; cell wall mannoprotein biosynthetic process
Cellular component (GO): cytoplasm
Molecular function (GO): mannose-1-phosphate guanylyltransferase (GTP) activity; GTP binding
Source: RefSeq, a predicted model, not a curated record